Molecule: messenger RNA, 7398 nt
Organism: Coregonus sp. 'balchen'
Lineage: Eukaryota; Metazoa; Chordata; Actinopteri; Salmoniformes; Salmonidae
Source: the annotation of a GenBank genome assembly
AUGAGGUACGCCCUGCCACGGGAGCCGAGCAUGCUGGGAAAGAUCAGGAGGACCGAGCAGCGAAAGUAGGAGGAAAACGCCCCACCCAGAAUAGAUACAGCUGAAAAACACAUACAUAGAGCAUGACUAAUGUGUUUCCAAUUUUUUACUUUACCAAUUGACUCCAAACAGCGUUCAAUUGCAGUACCACAAUCUACUCACCAACAAAAGCAUAUCCUGCUAAGAACCUGUUUACAGUGGUCAUUGAGACAUUGUGGAAGAGCCCCACAAAUAAACCUGGAGGGGAGAAUUAACAAGACACGUUUUAAUACAAUGAAUUGGCCAAAUUAUAAACUGAAACAUUGUGAAAUCUGUCAACCCUCCCUGCACUGCUGACAGCACCAAAUAAUGCUCCCAGGAAGAAACGAGCAACUGGGAACUCCUGUGACUGACUAAAGAGGAACCGGUGGGCAAAAUCUGGCAGAACCCACCUACUGAACCUCUCCAAGGCUGUGACAAAACAUACACUACACAAACGGUAAGUACAUUGAAGUUGUCUAUGUGUAUCAAAUUGAUCCUCAGUGGCACAAACACCAACUCAUUAUCUGGAAUCUACUAACUGGAAUGUGGUGCUUUUUUUAUUCUUAGCUCACACAAUUUAACCAUCGUCACUGCCAUUAAAUAAUUAGCUGGUUUUGUAAUUUUGUAUCCACUCGUUUUUUACAAUCUGGAAGAGGGAAAAACUCCAUCUUGGUGACCUCAUAAUGAAACUUAAUUCUGUGGAGGCCUGCUACAAUAACAAUGACAAUUCCCUUGUGACAGACUUAGAAAUAAGAAAACAAAUCGUAUGUCUAUGGUGAUAGCAUAGCAUACAUGGUCUUCAAAGGUUCGUGCAAAGUGGCCAAGCAGCCAUGGAGUUUUUGAGGGGGGUCCUCAAGCGGUAAGGAAAUAUAUUGUACAAAUUGACAUUAUUGAAAUGCAUAGGCCUUCUAUAUCAUGUGGUCAUUGGUGAGUUUAGCCUAAAUAUCUAACCUUUUUGACAGGGUUCCCAGAUUCCCAAGGCGUCGUCCACGAAGCAAGACCAAACCUUUCCGUGAUCCUCGUCUGCGUGGGCUUGUGCGGAGUUUGGGCGGGUUUUUGUUUGGCCUAUUCCUUGCCUCUGUGUACGGAAUGACUGCACUGUUCGUACAGAACCAAGGACUGUGGUACUGCGUGUAUACCACGAUCGCCAUAGCUUUCCUCACAGCAUUUGGCAUGGGCCUCUCCAUCCGCGUGCGAGCGAAUGUAAUGCUCAUGAUGCCAAUGCUGUGUUCAAGUGAGUAGUCUACACCAGAUUAAGAUUAUUGUUUUAACUAUACCCCCCAAAAAAUGCAUAUGUGCGUUGAAAUGCACCCAUUUACCCAUUCAAAUCAACACUUUGGCAACAUUUAGACAGGUAGCCCAAUUCGGAUAUUUUUUUUCCACUAAUUGGUGUUUUGACUAAUCAGAUCUGCUGUGAAAAAAUCUGAUGUGAUUUCUCAAAAUACCAAUUAGAGGGGAAAAAUAUCAGAAUUGAGCUGCCUGUCUAAACAUAACCGGGAUUGCUGCAAACUGGAUAUAUUGUUUCCCAUGAUGGUGUAGGAAUUUGUAUGAGAAGGGAAAGACCACCUUUUUGUAUGAAACAGGUGGAGGUGUGUACUCGUCAUAGCCUACCUGCAACCAAUUAGAGCACACAAACAAUUAAUUCAAAUGGACCAAUAAGUUCACAGUUCUAAAAUCACAUGGUUACCGUGGUGUUAUGCUACUGAUGAUUUGUCUUCCACAGAUUGUUUGUUUACAUUUCUUCCAUUGUGGCUAGAUGGAGUAGGCCUACACCUCCAUCUAGUGGUUGCGUCGGGGACAACAAUUGUUGACAACUAGCAUUGUAGCUAACCCUCAUCCUUUUCCUAACCUUAACCUCAUCCUAACUUGUUACGUUAAUUCACCUAACCUGCUGCAUUAGUUCUCCUAACCUACCACUCUAAUUCACCUAACCUGCCACGUUAGUUAUCCUAACCUGCUAUGUAAACAAACCAUCUUUGGCUACAAAUUAUGAGUAUUACCACACCGGGAAUGAACCUUUGUUUGGUUGUAGUCCGCCAGAAAACCCCACAGAAGAAGAACAUAGAGGCACAGGCACCUCCAACCUGUUUACAUCUUCCCCGGUUUGAAAAGAAACAUUUACUAAAAAUAAAACACUACGUAGGCUAUCUUUCUUAGAGGAGUCGUGAGCAGCUGGUGACGCCUCCACGUUUCCUAGUAGCUCACCCACUGGCUCAAUCUCUUUAGGACAGUCCAUUUUGAGAUGCCAGAAGGGCUGGUCAAUUUUCUGUCUAGUGGGUCUGUCUAACUUGUUUUUUUUUUGUGUGCAAAAUGAUCAUGAUCUGGCUUAUAAUGAGAGCCUCAAGGGAAAAAAAAUGUCCGGUGUCGGGGCCUCGAGGAAAAAAAUGGUACCGGUCCGCCUCUGAGUUGUCAAAAGCAGUGCAGAGGUGGAAGAUGUCUAGGUAACUGCUGUUUGACUUGACAGGAAAAUAAACUAUAGUUUUUAAUCCCGGUGCUGAGCUUGUGUGUAGCAGCUAAUUGCUGUAGGCUAUGGGUGACUAAAGCUACAGCAGCCAAGGUGAUAAUGGCUGGAGUCAUUUUUGCUUGUUUUUGCUUAGCCAAAAGAACCCGACUAGACCUUCAUUCAGGGGUUAAAGUUCUCCAUCACUGCGACGGCUUUCCAUCAUAUGGAUUCUGAGAGGUCGUUUUUGAGAUCAGUGUAGGUCCUCAAUAACUUGAAUAUGGAUUCAUAGGGAUCACUUCAAUUUAAUUAAUUUGAAUAAAUUAGGGCAUAUACAAAUUAACAGUUUAAACAGUUAUUCAAUGCUAUUUGUGAUACAGUUUGCUGAUUUCCCAUGGCCAGCCAUCAUGAUUGGUUCUUGGUCCCCCCCUAGGCCACCCCAGAAAAAAAUCAGAGAAACGCCCUUGGGUGGAAGGAAUGGCCUACAAUGCAUUAGCCAGUAGGCCAACUUGUUCUGGGUAUCACUAAUGCAACUUUUUAUGAAUUUCCUCACAGUGAAGGGCAAGAACUUCCUCUUGUUCCUCAUCAUCUCCAUGUUGGUCCAGGGCCCCAUCACCAACACCCUGGAGAACUUUGACCGUGCAGCGGACAGCGUGGUGUGUGGGGCCGAACUGGCCAUGAACCAGACCCAGCAGCUGAUGGAGCUUGCGGCUACACCUCUUCUCUGUGAGUCCAGCUGUUCCAUAAAAUCACACAACACAGCUGUAGUUACACUCAUUAUACAUGAAGUCUCAAAUAGUUCACGCUAGCUUUUUUUUCUCAAUGGUCACUGAUCUGGAAGGACAUGGCAGGUGGAGACAAUAUGGCAGAUGACUCAUUUUACAAUACAAUUUCUACACAAUCUAUCUAAGUGUUCUGCAAUGUCACACACCCUUACAAGCUCCUAAUGUCCACUUGUUGCAGCUGUGCUGGGCAAGAUAAAAGAGAUCACCAAAAAUGUCCACUCUGUGGCUGGGAGGGUACAGAACUUAAUCAAGGCCCUGACCGAGUCUGUCCGCCAUGUAGGUACGUCUGUGGGCCAUGCUUAUUCUAACGCUGUCAUUAUUUGAAGACACUGUUAGUACAGUUACUGUAUCUAACAAUUUAACUCUCCAAAUGAACCCUUCCAUUGAUUUCUAUUCCCUCUGCCCCCUGUUACAGCUCGUUCCCUGAGAAACGUGUUACACUUCCUGGUCGGCAUUGGCGAGGUGUGUAAUGACAAACUGGGCACUCCUUAUAAGAAGUGUAACAAGCUGUUUGAUGAUGCCCGUGAUGACUGCAUGGAGCUCCUGUCCGUGUUCAACUUCCUUUGUCACAUUGUGGAUGGGUUCCGCCCCCUCUGUGGUCUCGCUCGAGGUUGGUUGACAUGUUGUUCCAUCAUACAGUAGAAUCAUUAUCCUCACUCACCCUUACUUACCUCAGCUGUCAGUAGUAGAGGAAGGGUAGCUGUUUGUCAUAGUGUCAGAGGGAUACAUUAUUGUCCACAAAGAAGCAGGUUCAAAUCGCAAGAGUAGAAACCUGAGAGGCUUUAGCACAUAUACAGCUGUAUCAAUAGAACAAAGGAAAUGUGAAAAGGACAUCAAUCACUGUGGAAGGUGUCUGUUGUUUAAUAAAUAAUAACAUAUAUGGUAGUGUUGUAGUUAGCUUGUCAUAUCUGUAUUGUCAUUGUCGCAGUCUUAGCUUAAGUUUUCUCUUAAAGAGCCAUUUUGAUGUACAACUUUGUUAGGGCACCUAACCAUUACAUAUUUUAUCUGAGAUGUUUGUUCUCUGUUUUUAAGUCAUUCCCAGCUAGCACAUUUGGUUCCUUAGAAGUUUUGGGAACGUACAUUUUUGGUUUCCCAUUGGUUGUGGGAACAAAGCCAUAAGGUUCCUUACUGUUAACGCUGAACGUUUUCUAAACCUUCUGAGAACAGAAGUGAACAUUUAGCCUGUUCUGGGAAGGUACAUUUUCAGGUUGCAGGGAGGUUCUGAGAAAGUUUUCCUAUGGUUCUCAGAACAUUGGGUUCCCGAGUGGCGCAGUGGUCUAAGGCACUGCAUCUCAGUGCUAGAGGCGUCACUAAAGACCCUUGUUCAAUUCCAGGCUGUUUCACAAUCCUGCUGUGAUUGGGAGUCCCAUAGGGUGGGGUAGGCCGUCAUUGUAAUUAAGAAUUUGUUCUUAACUGACUUGCCUAGUUAAAUAAAGAAAUACAUGUGCUAGCUGGGUUGUCAGUGUUUUAAAAUCUUUGAAACUCAGUUAAAAUGUUUCCUUUUUUCGCACCCAAGCCUGUUUUAUUUUUAUUUUCAUAGUAAUGGUGAAAAAUUGCUGACUACAAAUAUGUUAGCUCAUGGAAAAAUAGAUCACCCAUUGUUGUGAGGUUGACAUCAGUGUGGAGGUACAGCACAGCCCUCCUCUCUGGUAGCUCUGCAGUGCUCAGUGUUAUUCUUUAGCUUAGGAGGCCAGGGUAACUUAGGGGCCAAGGCCUGGUUAAAACCCUGCAGCCCCACACCGCUCUCAGGUUUCCUCUCACAUUCCCCAGGAGGAGCGCAGCCGUGAGUCCCUCUGCCUCCCCCCUCCAUCCAUCUGCCUCCCCUGUUUUCUUUUCAAAUUAAUUAUUGUUUCAUAUGCGCCGCUGCUCUCGGGCCAGCCAGGACCCAGCCAGGCACUGGUGACUUUUUAAUCCAAACAUGACCCAAGGGCCAGAGACAGGAGGAGGAGAAAGAAAGAGAAAGAAAAGAUCAAACACACUUCCUGGCCCUUGGGAGAUCUAGAAUGCUGCUCUCAGCAUAAAGUGAAUGGUGACAUUUCACUUUCUUGAACUAUGGGUCAUAAAUCCUUUAUAAUGCUGUUUUAUAAACCUGACAUGACACUUGCGUUUACUUUUAAUGACCGUUCACAAUGGUUUUUAUGAGUCAAUAAAUGGAGCCUGUGAUGCAGAGAUGCAUUUGUUACGUAAAUUAGCUAUAGGUCAUGUCAUCUGUAGGUAUGAGGACAGUAAUUCCCAAUACAUUCCUCUCAUUUCAGUUGGUCAGCUGUUUUGCAUCAUCCCUUCUUACAUUGUUGGCCACAUGAAGACAAAGAUUGCUGCCCGUAAGUAAAGUGCAGAGGUACAAAAUAAUAGUUUGUACUACUUCUCUUUUCAAAGGUAGAACAUUCUUCAAUACCAUAAUUCUACUGUAACUCCUUUUUGAUGGCCACACUAAACAGUCACAAAUGCACAGUGGCACAUUCUUGAAGUGCAUGUCUCCUUGCUCUCCUCUAGCAACCAUAGCAGCUUUCGAGAAGAUGAAGAAGGAGUUUGAGUUCAACAUAUCGGCCUCUAUGCACUUUGACAUGAAUGUGAACAGCAGUCAGUCGCUGCAGCAGGUGUCACAGGAUAUGAUGGAGGAAGUGUCGGUGGAGCUGGGACGUUUCCAGGAAGUGAUGGGGCUGCUAGCCUACAUAGGCCUCUUCCUUCUGCUGCUUAUGUACCUACAGUGAGUCUAUAUUCAUUCACAUGGGUCACGCAAACAAGGUUUGACAAGGAGCGGUAUACUCUAUACCAGGGUUUCCCAAACUCAGUGCUAGGGAAAAAAACAAAACGUGCACCGAUUUUGGGAAACUCUGCUCUAUACUGUGUGUGUGUUUUUAAAGGGCUGUCCUGUACAAACACAAGUACCUGCACCAGGAUGACUUUGACAACACUUACAUCACAGAGCAGUUUGAGGAGCUGGACCAGAGAUUGGCUCGAGAGGGAAAACCCCCUGUCCUACCGCUCAGCCAGAGAGAGGCCCGCACCUACAUCAGACCAUGUGAGUGGAGCAGGAAGAGAGGGAAUGCACAGGAAAGAGGAGAAGAAAAGAUAAAUGGAUUGUAGGGGGGAAGCAGUGUGGGUGUUGAGAGAAAAGGUAGGGAGUGAAAGGAUAUAGAAAAAUUAGAAAAUGAGAGAGAACAAAAAUAAAAAUAAAACGUCUAGAAAGGUGAAAAGAGAAAGUCAGUGUUAUGUCAUGUCAUGGCAGUGAAAACACCCACCUAACCUCCCCUCCCCCACACCCGUCUCUGUCCUCUAGUCUCAGUGUACCUGACGGCCAGGGAGCGGCGGACGGCUGCCCUCAGCGCAGUGUCCAUCCUCAGACACAUAGCCAUGGGAUGCCUGGUGGUGGCGCUGGACCUGGUGGUCUUCUGGAUGUUUGACCUGGUGCACCACCAAGCCCAGGGGGACAUUGUGGCUAGAGGUGACAUUGAGUCAGGCUACAGGAAAAUAGAUUAUGUUCGGUUCAAGGUUAUUUACUGUAAUAAAUACAUUGGAAAUAUUACUAGCCACCCUACCCAUCAGUGUACUCACAGGUGCAUGGUUAAAAACAGGAAUAGACGAGAGGUAUAAUGUCUGCAUUCAUAAUUGCUUCCAAAAAGUAUAUUUACCUGAAUGAAACCAGAAACACUGCAAACAAACCGAGUCUCAAAACAUGUUUGUACAGCAAUUUUGUUUGUACACAUUUUGUUUGGGCUGCUAUUUUGGACUUAGUUAUUUUAGACAUAAUUAACAGUUUAUGUUAUGAGAGUAAGUGGUUGUUCGGUGUGAUGAGUAACCUUGCCUGAAACCUGAAGAGUUGUCCUGAACAUCAGUUUACUCCAUUCUAUUCAGUACAAAGGAAUUAAACUGGACAUCAGUUUCCAAUUAAAUACUACAGUACAGAUUAUUCUAAUUAAAUUGUAUAUCAAACUAUAUUUGGAACAAACAACAUCAUCCAAGACAUUGUGUUCUCUCUUUGUGCUCUCUCUAGCACCCAUCGUAGUGGCUGUGGAAGUAAACGGCACAGGCUAUGCCUCUGACAUCUUCAAGGACAUAGUGGCUUCCUUUGACAUUCUGCAGAAGGGCAACAUCACUGUUCUCAGCAAGAAG